This is a messenger RNA of Clarias gariepinus (North African catfish), 5055 nucleotides long. RefSeq names its product zinc finger protein 501-like. Gene Ontology annotation, cellular component: nucleus. Gene Ontology annotation, molecular function: DNA-binding transcription factor activity, RNA polymerase II-specific; RNA polymerase II cis-regulatory region sequence-specific DNA binding. The coding region runs from base 236 to 1741 and encodes 501 amino acids. NCBI's taxonomy places the organism in Eukaryota, Metazoa, Chordata, Actinopteri, Siluriformes, Clariidae. The transcript has 7 exons. The record is from RefSeq and is a predicted model, not a curated record. Gene Ontology annotation, biological process: regulation of transcription by RNA polymerase II.
AACAGUUGAGCCUGAUGAUUGGGGUGAUUAUUAAGUGAAACCAGUUUAUUUGACAUUACAUUAGAGCUGGUUUUGGCGCGUCUAUGAGGACGAUCGGUCUCACCUGGAGCUGAGGAACACAGAGGAUGGGAAGAUAAUAAUCCAGCAUCACCGCCUGGACAUAAUGAUUACAGAAUGAGUUCAUCACCGACAUCAGGCCUCGUUUAUCGCUCUUUAAUAAAAUUAUUUUCCUAUAAUGGAAUCGGCUCAGCUGGGUUGUUGCAGAGACCCUCCACACACUCCUGCUCACUCACAGCUGUGUGAGGACGUGCAGACAGGAAGUCGGAAAUCAGGCUCUGAGAGUGAUGUCAGACUGGUGGACCAUCAGAAACGUAUAAUAAAGGAAGAACCUGAUGAUGAAGGCUACCUCUGUGUAUGGACAUCAACGUCUACGGGAGACGUCACUCCUGUGGAGGAACAGAAGCUUGUGAUGAAAGAAGAAUCUGAGGAUGAAGGCUAUCGCUGUGAAGGAGCAUCAAGCUUUUUGGGCCGCAGCACCCCUGAUGAUGGAGGUGAGCGUAUAAAAGAGGAAGAUCCUGAUGAAGAAGGUGACAUCAGUACAGCCACAGUCUGGGAAAUGAAUGAUGGCCAGGUCCAAGUCUUUUCAUGCUCCUGGUGCUCUCUUUCCUGCACAUCUCAAAUUUACCUCCACAAACACGUCAGACAAUGGCAUUACGAGGAACAUGAGAGACUCAUAAAACCAGGAGAAGUUAUCCAUGAGAACCAGUCCAUGAGAAGCUCAAGUCCUGACCACAUGAUCUCUGGUAGUCUAAACAGUAUUCCUUCUUUAGACCAAACUCAGAAAGCAGUCUAUCCCUGCUCCGUGUGCGGGAAGAGUUUCUCCCAGCAGAGUAACCUCCAGCGGCAUCAGCGCAUUCACACAGGAGAGAAACCACAUAACUGCUCAGAGUGCGGGAAGACCUUUGCCCACAAGUGUAACCUGCAACGACACCAGCGCAUCCACACAGGAGAGAAGAAAUACCAGUGCUCCGAGUGUGGGAAGAGUUUUGCCCAACAGAGCUAUCUCCAACAGCACCAGAUCAUUCACACAGGAGAGAAACCCUAUCACUGCUCGGAGUGCGGGAAGAGUUUUAUUCGACAGAGCGAUCUCCAGCAACACCAAGUCAUUCACACGGGAGAAAAGCCACAUCACUGCUCGGAGUGCGGGAAGAGUUUUAUUCGACAGAGUCAUCUCAUCCGACACCAGCGGAUUCACACGGGGGAGAAGCCGUACCAGUGCUCGGAGUGCGGGAAGAGCUUUGCACAGCAGAGUUAUCUCCAACAGCACCAGCGAGUUCACACGGGAGAGAAACCGUACCGCUGCGCGCAGUGUGGCAAGAGCUUUAUCCGUCACGGUAACCUCCAAGACCAUCAGCUCAUCCACAUACAAGUCAAGCCGUAUUGCUGCUCGGAGUGCGGCAAGAGUUUUAUUCGCCAGAGUGAACUCCAAACACAUCAGCGCAUUCACACCGGAGAGAAGCCGUACCGCUGCUCCGAGUGCGGGAAGCGUUUUAGAGGCAAGAGGCAUCUCAAAGCACAUCAAGCCAUUCACACGGGGGACAAGCCUUGUUAUUGCUCAGGGUGUAGCAAGAGUUUUCAUCGACAGAGUGAUCUCCAAAACCAUCUCUGUCUUCACACAGAAGAGAAGUCGUACCACUGCUUUACACUGUGGGAAGAGUUUUAUUCGACUGAGUGUUCAUGAGUGUUCUGGGGAACUCCCACAAGAAUCCCGCAUCACUGCUCACAUUUACAACACAGUUAUUCCUUUAGACUAUUUAUGUCUUUUUGAUACUUCUGUUCUUUAGAUGUAUUUAAGCUAUUUACAGUAAGUGUGCUGACAUGUAACCAUCGGCUUCUGCUGCAUGAAAUCCACAUCAUAGCGUGAUUUGUUCGGAGCAUGUACGUUCAAUCUCUGUAUAUUUGUAUGUGUAUCUAUUUUAUAAUAUUCAUGUGAACAUAUGUAUAUUAUACUGUAUAUACAGUACCGGUCAAAAGUUUGGACACACCUAAUUUAAUGUUUUUGUUCAGUGAUUUAUUUUCUACAUUCUAGAACAAUACAGAAGAUUUAAAAACAAUGAAACAACACAUGACUUUAUUUAAUUAAGUAACAAUAAUAACGGUUGUUAUUAUAAGACAUGAAGGUCGGCUGUUCUGGAUCAGUUCUUACAAGAACAGUAUCGUGUCGAGUGCGUUUGUAAAACCCAUCAAGCUCCAUGAUAAAACUGUCUCUCAUGAAGACCUUCCCAGGAGAAUGAGACCAAAACUGAGCUCUGCUGCAGAGGAGAAGUUCAUUUAGAGUCACCAGCCUCAGAAAUCACCAAUUAACCACCAGCACCUCAGAUUAGAGCCGUUAUGAAGCUUUACAGAGCAGAAGUAGCAGAUAUACAUCUCAAUAUCAACUGUUCAGAGGAGAUUAUUGUGUAUUUCUAAUGCCUCAUGACCAUGUAGUUAGAAAGGGUGUCCAAAAUUAUCACACCCUUUUAAGUUUUCUACAUUCCUUGUCCUUCAUCUUUCUACACACAAUCCUCCAAAUAACAAAUAACAAAGUAAAAACAGGUGUAAUUUAUACAUUUUUAAAUAUAAAAUAUAAUAUAAAUAUUUUUGUUAGCAGAAUUGAUCAAGCUCGACCAGGUAGAAGGGGCGGGGCCAGUGCAGAGUUUCAGGUCUCUCCAGAGAUGCUCUACUGGGUUCAGGUCCAGACUUGGGCCAGGCCAUUCCACGACUUUCACAUAGGUUUAUUGAAGCCACUUUUGUGUUUUCUUGACGUUAUAAUUUUGGGUAAUGCUCUUGAUGAAGUGUAAACCUUCCUUAUAGCCUGAGAUCCUGAGCAGUCUAAAGAAAGUUUACACUCAGGCUAAUCUUUAUUUUAUCUGCAUGAAUUUUCCCUCUAUUCCUUCUAUUCUGACUAAUCUCUCAGUUGCAGUCUCAGAAACACACCCACACAGCAUGAUGCUGCACCACCGUGCCUGACUGUAGGGAACGGUUUAAAAGGUGAUGAGCAGUGCCUGAUUUCCUGGUUCCAUAUACUGUAGUUCAUCUUUGUGUCAUCAGACAAAAAGAUUUUGUUUCUCAUGGUCUGAGAGUCUUCAGGUGUUUUUUGGCUGUGAUCUGCCUUUCCCAUUCUUGGUUGUCUCUCUGACUAAGGCUCCUUAUCCCUUUUUACUCAGUUUGUCUGGGAGAACACAUCUGUGUAGACUGUGGGUUUCUUCCAAAUCUCUUCUAUUUGAGAAUGAUGGAUGGAUAUCAUGUUCCUGGGUGCUUUCAAUGCUUCAGAUAGUUUCUUGUAUCCUUCUACAGAAAAUGUGGAAAACUUAAACGGGUCUGAAAACUUUUUGUCAGUACUGUAUAUACACUCACCUAAAGGAUUAUUAGGAACACCAUACUAAUAUGGUGUUUGACCUUCUUUCGCCUUCAGAACUGCUUUAAUUCUACAUGGCAUGAAUUCAACAAGGUGCUGAAAGCAUUCUUUAGAAAUGUUGGCCCAUAUUGAUAGGAUAGCAUCUUGCAGUUGAUUUGUGGGAUGCACAUCCAGGGCACGAAGCUCCCAUUUCACCACAUCCCAAAGAUGCAUGGUGGUCAUAAAGGGAUGGACAUGGUCAGAAACAAUGCUCAGGUAGCCCGUGGCAUUUAAACGAUGCCCAAUUGGCACUAAGGGGCCUAAAGUGUGCCAAGAAAACAUCCCCCACACCAUUACACCACCACCACCAGCCUGCACAGUGGUAACAAGGCAUGAUAGAUCCAUGUUCUCAUUCUGUUUACGCCAAAUUCUGACUCUACCAUUUGAAUGUCUCAACAGAAAUCGAGACUCAUCAGACCAGGCAACAUUUUUCCAGUCUUCAACUGUCCAAUUUUGGUGAGCCCGUGCAAAUUGUAGCCUCUUUUUCCUAUUUGUAGUGGAGAUGAGUGGUACCCGGUGGGGUCUUAUGCUGUUGUAGCCCAUCCGCCUCAAGGUUGUGCAUGUUGUGGCUUCACAAAUGCUUUGCUGCAGACCUCGGUUGUAACAAGUGGUUAUUUCAGUCAAAGUUGCUCUUCUAACAGCUUGAAUCAGUCGGCCCAUUCUCCUCUGACCUCUAGCAUCAACAAGGCAUUUUCACCCACAGGACUGCCGCAGACUGAAUGUUUUUCCCUUUUCACACCAUUCUUUGUAAACCCUAGAGAUGGUUGUGUGUGAAAAUCCCAGUAACUGAGCAGAUUGUGAAAUACUCAGACCGGCCCAUCUGGCACCAACAACCAUGCCACGCUCAACAUUGCUUAAAUCACCUUUCUUUCCCAUUCUGACAUUCAGUUUGGAGUUCAGGAGAUUGUCUUGACCAGGACCACACCCCUAAAUGCAUUGAAGCAACUGCCAUGUGAUUGGUUGAUUAGAUAAUUGCAUUAAUGAGAAAUGGAACAGGUGUUCCUAAUAAUCCUUUAGGUGAGUGUAUGUAUUUAUAUUUAUAUUAUUAAUGACUGUUGUGUUAUAACAAGCCGAGUGCUGUAGAUUCAUCCAGUUAAUCACUUACAGUCAUGGCAUGUGACUUCAUUGACUGACAUCCACUACUGUACAUAACCUCCCAUAGCAUAAUGCUGUGGCCUGAAAUAAAGUUCACCCUAUUUCAGGUUCAAGUUCAUAUGUAUGAACUGGUAAAAAACAUAGAAACACUUGAACUUUCAGGUAUAUGAGGUAGUCUGAUCGGUUUCUUCCCUGUUUUUGGAACGACUGCAAAUCAGCAUGGCCUUUUCUCUAGUUUUUAGAUAAGAUUAUCAGUGUUAGCUUCUAAUAUACAGACACACUGCUGGUUGUAUUAUUGUACAGUUACAUUCACACAACAAUUAGUUUAAACCAAGUAAUCUGAGUGGUGGAUUUGCUGAUAUUCAGCACAACAGCACUCCCUCUUGUGUGAUAUUGCUUAAUUAUAACAUGGCCCCUUCUGAACAGGAAAAGAACACAAAUAUAAAUCUCUAAUGCAGCAAUGUGUGGUGGUGCUAUUAUUAUUAUUAUUAUUAUUAUUAGUAGUAGUAGUAGUCGUGGUGAUG